AUGUCGGGGGUUGCCAUCGAUGUGGACGAUCUGGAGGAUCUUCGGGUCGAAGACUCUGCAGUAGUACCGGUAGUAGCACCCGCAUCCUCGUCGUUGGAAGAUGAUGCCUUGCCCGUAUCGGAAUCAGCAUCAUCCGUUCUGUCUUCGACUGCGAUUCCAGAGCCAUUUCAGAACACCAUGUUGGACAUGGACAAGAGGAGUCAGCAUUCGUUGGCUUCCAGACAAGCCUUGGCUCAAGACGAACAACAAGGCAGUCUGGUAGCAGGAAGCGCUAUGGAAGUCUACCGAAGCAACCACAGCCGUCACAGCACCAGUCCGCAGAGUCACCACAAGCGAGGUCUUCAUUCUUCCAGUGUCGCGAGUCGCAGCAGUAGUGGUGGUGCGAUGAUGAUGAUGAUGGAAGGUUCCUUUUCGUCUCGUUCCAACCACACCAAGGAUACUACUAGGUCUACUAGUAGUCGAGUACAUCAUCAUCAGCAUCAUCAUCAUCCUAUGAGUCCCAUGGAAAUCAUGGACAUGAAAGAAUCCAAUCAUUCGGCGGUGACGUCGACGAAUCGAGAAAUAUUUUUGGAUGAAGUUGAAGAUGACGACGACUUUAUUGACAAGGACAAGAGCAAUUACUCACAGAUGCAGUGUCUCUGCUUCUUUUGUCUACUCGUCAUUGGACUUACCGUGGGAAUCAGCUGUCAAGCACACGGAUGUGCGGCUUCUUCUUCACCUUCUACUACAAGUACUUACACGUCUACUACUUCCACCACUACCAACACUCCACAAGUCCAAACGCCCAACAAUCCUCCUCCCUUUCCCAUUCCAGCUCCCAUCUAUACCAUUGGCAUAUCUCCUCCUCCUCCGACCAACCCUAAACCCAGUCCCCCACCCGAAAUGCUACUCCAAGGACUCUGGAAUGUCACACUCGACGCCAUCCAAGACGAUCCCACAUCGCCACAAUCCCGGGCGUACCAGUGGAUCCGAAACGAUCCAUUUCUACAGUCGUACACACCCAACCGACGCCUCCAACGAUUUGCCCUCGCCACUUUGUAUUAUGCCACCAACGGGGAACAGUGGGAACAACAAAAUUGGUUGCACUACGGACGCGAUCGACAAGAAUGUACCUGGUACACAUUGGGGGAUUCCCGGGUCUAUCCCGAAUACGAAACCGACUACAAUCUAUUUCCCUGCAAUUCCAAUUUCGAAUACAUCUUUUUGACACCCUGGAACAAUGGAUUGGGAGGAACGCUCCCACCCGAAUUGGGACUCUUGACUUCCCUCCAAGUCAUGGACUUGACUCAAGGUACCACCGCCGGGACAAUCCCCACUGAGAUCGGAUUACUCACCAAUUUGCAAAAAUUGUGGUUGUCCGCACUGCAAUUGCAAGGCACGUUGCCCACGGAAUUGUUUCAACUCUCCAAAUUGGUUGGCUUGGGAUUAUACAGCAACCAAUUUGUGGGCAAGAUUCCGACCGAAAUUGGACUCCUCUCGAAAUUGAAAAUCUGGGAAGGAUAUGGCAAUGCCCUCACGGGACCCUUGCCCUCGGAAGUGGGGAGUUUAGCACGCUUGGAGGAUAUCCAAAUUGACAAUAACCAAUUGACGGCGACGCUGCCCACCGAACUAGGAUUGGCCAGCUCCAUGAGUGCCUUGAUGGCAUUUGAAAACCGUUUUGUGGGACCCAUCCCGUCCGAGUUGGGACAACUACAAAACUUGACACGGCUGCUAUUGAGCGACAAUAGGCUCACAUCCACACUCCCCAGUCAACUGCAAACACUAAACAAUCUACAAGGACUCCUCGUGGCCAGAAAUCUUUUAGACGGCAACGUUGACCAGUACGAUUUCCCCACGGAACAACUCAUUUUGCUGCACUUGCAAGGCAACACGGAGUUACGGGGAACCUUUCCCGAGACACUCUGUGCCCUCCAAAACGGUCUCAAAUUCGAUUGUGAACCCACGCAAUUGUGCGGGUGUACUACCUGCGAGUGUCCAUCAUCAGCAUCAGUGGCACCAUCUUCGGCGCCCGAACCGGCGGCGGCGAGUGCUUCCGUGACGCGUCCCAACAAUAACAACGGAGGGACGUAA
Seminavis robusta is the source of this 2070-nucleotide messenger RNA. NCBI's taxonomy places the organism in Eukaryota, Bacillariophyta, Bacillariophyceae, Naviculales, Naviculaceae. The record is from the annotation of a GenBank genome assembly.